This is a messenger RNA of Ipomoea nil (Japanese morning glory), 1251 nucleotides long. RefSeq lists its product as uncharacterized. The record is from RefSeq and is a predicted model, not a curated record. The transcript is spliced from 3 exons. Lineage: Eukaryota; Viridiplantae; Streptophyta; Magnoliopsida; Solanales; Convolvulaceae. The coding region runs from base 1 to 1251 and encodes 416 amino acids.
AUGAUGAUGAUAGGCGUGUCAGACGCCGUGAUGUGUAGGGCUUUCUACUCCACGCUCUCCGGUCGGGAGGCAGAGUGGUUCCGAAUGUUGCAGCCGGGUUCUAUAGCUGACUUUCCUACCCUGGCAAUGAAGUUUGUGCGGAAGUUUAUUACUUCCAAGAUAGUGAGGAAGCCCUACAUGUACUUGGAAAAGGCCAAGCAGCUUGAAGGGGAGAGCUUGUCCGAUUUCCUUGUCAAGUGGAAAGCCGCGGUCGGGGAGGUUGAACCGAUGGACGAUGCAACCGCCACCCAUAUGCUCCAUAUUUCUCUCCAGGUGGGUUAUCUUUACCAAGAUUUCAUCCUCCAUCCCCCGGCCACUUAUGAAGAAGCCCUUCGAAGGGUGACGGAUUACGCUAAUGCCGGAGAAGCGAAUGCCGUCAAAAGAUCGCAGGAGGUCAGGACUUCAUCCCGUAAGCCAGCCGGCCGGGCGGAACAUCGGUCGAGUGAUGACCAUCCCCGAUCCAGCACCAAGCCUGGCGAGUUUACGGCCUUGAACCAAUCAGCGGCGGAAGCUAUGCAGUACGCCCAAUCUUGCAAUCUCAUCCGACUCCCUCAUCCCGGACAAGACGGACCGGACAAAUCUAAGCAUUGCGCUUACCACCGGUGUGCCGGGCAUGACACAGAAGAGUGCACGCACUUACGCCAGCUCUUGGAGGAUUUGUUGAGUAUCAGAAAGCUAGAUAAGUGUGUGGGGAAGAGAGAAGAAGCGAAGAAGAAUACCGAUAGGAGAGAUCAACGACGUUCUCAUCACCGCUCUGAUCGCUCCGAUCGUGCUGAACGUUCAGAUUGGUCGGGUCAUGACCAUAGGGAUGACCGCCGGGACCCCGACCCUCCAUCUAGCAGUCGACCAGCAGGCAAGCCGACCAUCCAUGUCAUUUUUGGUGGAUUGGAUGAUGCUUCCCGACCGAGGGAGAAUUGCCCGGUCGCGAUUGUAGACUCCCGUGAAACCGGGAAAAGACAAAAGAUGGAGCCCAUAACCUUCACCUUGGAGGAUCAGCCCAAUAGUGGUGACCACGGGUUGGAAGCGCUCGUGGUCACGAUCGAUGUGAAUGGGACCGAUGUCCAGAGGCUUCAUCUGGACAAAAGCGAGCUGAUUCCGGUCGGUUUACCAUUGUCUGGAUUCACCGGGGCCCUCAUUCGCCCCGAAGGAAAAAUUGUUCUCCCGGUCGAGAUAGGCACCCCGCCCAAGUCUGUCAAGACCGAGUUAGAGUGA